AUGAAGACUAUACCACAAACCAUCAAAAGCGACCAUCACAUUAAUGUGUUGACCCACCACGAAUCAAUUGUUGAAGAUGAUUCUGGGGAGUACUACUGCGACAUUUGCGAGCAAACAAGGGAUCCGGAGCUAUGGGCUUACUAUUGCAAAGUGUGCGACUUGAUUGCUCACGUUAUAUGUGCAGUAUCUCCGGUGAAAGAGAAACCUGCCCUUGCAAAGCUGGAUGAAAAAAUUGAAGGCGUACAGCAAGAAGUGGACGUAAUGAAAGCCAAUGUGGAGGAACUGACGGUGAAUCUGGAGCAACUGACAGCAAAACUGAAGGCAUCGCGGGAAAAACUGAAGGCUUUGAAGAAAGAGAGCUGA
Messenger RNA from Eucalyptus grandis, 363 nucleotides. RefSeq lists its product as uncharacterized. The transcript is spliced from 3 exons. NCBI's taxonomy places the organism in Eukaryota, Viridiplantae, Streptophyta, Magnoliopsida, Myrtales, Myrtaceae. The record is from RefSeq and is a predicted model, not a curated record. The coding region runs from base 1 to 363 and encodes 120 amino acids.